ACACGGUUUUAUCAUGGCGUAUUGUAAAAUCUUUGUUUACUCAACUCUUACCAUUGAACAGUGAGUGAAUUUGAGUAGCUCCAGUCCCAAAGGGUGAGCUGUAAAAACGAGCAAGACCGCGAGGACGAGGUUGAACCCGAGUCAACUGUGGAUCCUACUCAAAUACAUUCGCAUAGGAAACAUAUAAUACCCUCAGUUCAAGGACUGGCUAUUUAGUUACAUGUAUCUCGGACGAAGCGUCAGUAGCAGAAUGGAAUCCACUAUGCUUGGUACAAAUCUUUUCAAGCGCGUAGAUGUGGGCUUGUUUCUGAUCGGUUGUCUGAUUGCUGUCACCAAUGGCAACGAGCUUCUUUUCCCAUUUGGUGCUGAAGAAGGAGAUGUAUUUCUUGCACCAAACGACGAUGGAAGCUCUGGAGAGAUUCCGAUUUCUAUCCCUUUCCCAUUCUUCGAUCACAACCACGACACUCUCUUUGUUAAUACCAACGGCGUUAUAUCCUUCCUCAUCCAAGUGUCACAGUUUACUCCUUCGCCAUUCCCACUGGAUGGAGACAGGCGAGUGGUGGCAGCAUUCUGGGGUGAUGUGGAUAUCAGGUUUGGGGGGAACGUGGCCCAUCGUGAGCUUCAUCGCACGCCAAGCAAUGAACAAUUGUUUAACAAGGCCGAUAGUAUCAUUAGACGUGGCUUUAUCGACCAGUCUAAGUUUUCAGCAUCCUGGAUGUUCAUCACCACUUGGCAUGAAGUGCCUUUCUACGGAGCCCUUGCUGAAGCCCUUGACAUAACGAACACAUUUCAGGCUUUGCUAGUGACCAACGGGAGACAUUCAUUCGCCGUUUACAACUAUGAUGAAAUUCGUUGGACGACCGGCACAGCAAGCGGUGGGGACAGUUCAAAUGGACUUGGAGGUACUCCAGCUCAAGUUGGGUUCAACGCCGGUGAUGGCUUCACCUUCUACGCUGUUCCCAAAUCCCGAACAGACGAGAUCGUGGACAUCGACGAAGAUUCAAAUGUCGGCACUACUGGGCGCUUUCUUUUUCGGAUUGACAGUGGCGAUAUCGUUGAUUCUGGUUGCAACUCAGAAGGAAGCCUGGCUGUCUUUCCUGUUUCUGCCUCGAUGCUUGGCGGAGAUAUUGUCCACAUUUCGGGGCCAUGUCUCGACGCAUCUUCCAACAUCGUGUGCCGCUUCGCCGGUGUCGAAGUACCUGGAGAAGUAAUAUCCAACACCACAGCCAGAUGCGUCAGCCCGUUGGUAUUUGAAGUCGGUCGUCUGCCGCUGGAGAUGUCAACCGAUGGCGGAGAAUUCUUCAAUUUCACAGGGCUUUUUACGUACCUAAGUCCCGAGGAUACGACUCCGCUUGUCAAACAACAAGAUGCUGCAGAUUGGCUGAACCAGGAAGUACUGACCGUCACAUGGAAUACUGAGCUAUUACAAGGCUAUGUGGACGAUGUUCGGGUCUCUGUCUAUGCCUACGAAGAGAAUUUACUCACAGGAGAACUGAAGUUCCCAUUUGUGUACGCCCUGUACGGUGUCGCCGAGGAGCAAUCUGUGCCUUACAGCGCCGGGCAGUUCAGCUUCAUUCGUCCACGUGCACCUAAUGGAGCCCAGUAUACAGUCGGGGCCAUCCGCGUGUCCCAGUAUGUAGGACAAGAUGAAGUGGCGAAGAACCUGCCGGGGAUGUGGAGCGACAUCCAUAACCUCCACUGGCUCUACCCAGUUCCUGACCCUUCAGCAUGGUGUGGGAAUUGGUUGGAGGAGGCCCAGCUGGACCUGGAGUUCCUUGCAGUAACCGAGCCUUGCCCGUGCACGCUGACCCAGGCUCUGGUAGACACAGGCCGGUUCAGCGAUCACCCUCUCUGCAAUUCCCCAGAGAGUUGCGAGGUGUCGAAGCCCGGUGCCGUUCACUGUGUCAGGGUCGACACCGCAAGUGAGCUGGGAAGUGGGCAAGAGUGUUGCUAUGGCAACGACAACAAUAUUCUGGACGUGUUAAAGAGUACAGGCGGUGGUUUUGCUCAGCGAAGACAUCACGGGGGCGUUGCACCAUAUAAAGUAGCUGGCCGUGUUCCUUACCUCUCUCAUUGGUUAGCGGAUAUUCUUCCAUUGGAGCACUGCUGUAUGUUCUCGGAGUUGUUUUGUCGGAUGUACAAAUUGAUGCGGCCUUCUCAGACCUGCGAAAACUACGAGCCACCCCGACCUGCAAUUGGAACUGGGGAUCCCCAUCUGUUUACCUUGGACAGAAUAGAAUACACCUUUAACGGCGUGGGUGAAUACACCUUGCUGGAGACCUGUGAUAGUAUGCUGGAGCUCCAAGCGAGAAUGGCCGUGCUGCAGCCAGGUCAGAACGCAACAGUCAUCACAGCUCUGGCGGCAGUUCACAGAAACGAAUCCGACCAAGUCCACAUUGAAGUCAGUGAGCGACGCGGCAUUGAUGUGUGGUUCCGCUCACGAGGGAACGAGAGCGGGUGGUCGAUAGUCGAUUUUGAGGAGACGCAAAUCAGACGGGCCGAGUUGGAGGGCGUGACGGUUCUCUACCGGGAGGUAAACAACUCAGGCGUCAUGGCCAAGAACAUUCACGUAAAUUUUAAAUGUGGAGUGUCCUUAGUCGUGUCCACCGCGUCUGGGUUGCUCAACGUGUUCACCGCGCUGCAGGAAAAACUGAAGGGACGAACCAGAGGACUGUACGGCAACUGGAAUGGAGACAAGAAUGAUGACUUUGAGAGACCCAACGGCACGAUGCUUCCGAUCAGUGCAACGGCAGAGGAGAUACACUAUAAAUUCUGUCAAAAGUGGCAAAUAGAGCAAGAGGAUUCCUUGUUCAGAUACCCAGCAGGGAAGGGUCCAUCGGAUUACAGAGAUGAGUCCUUCAUACCGGUCUUUUGGUCAGAGAGUGAUCCCAUUGACGAGAACGUUUUAGAGAUAUGCGGAAACGACACCCGCUGUGCCUUCGACUACGCUGUGACAGGCGAUGAAAACAUCGCCAGGGCUACAAGGGGAGCAGUUGCCAGCUACAAAACUGCCAUUGAAAGUGCAGAACUAGUGAUAUGUGGUACCCUUGACGUGCCUCCUAAUGGCAGGAAAGAGGUGUCUCGCAGCAGUGUUGGCGGUGAAGCUGUCUUCUCUUGUGACAAGGGAUACACCUUACAAGGAGAAAGUGAACUGGUGUGUCAAGAGGAUGGACAAUGGAGCGGAAAAGUACCAACAUGCAGGUCUACUGCUAAAUCGCCUUCAGAUCCUGGCCUGGAAAAGUGGCAGCUGGCUCUCAUCAUCGUCGUUUCAUCCUUGGUGCUGAUUCUUGGGGUGACUGGAAUAUUUGUGGCCGUCAAGAAAAUACGCCCCAAAGUUGAUGUCGUUCAAGAGAUUCAUCUGAACUCAUAAGGGUAAGAUAUCCCAAGCGCCUGACCCACAUUGCUAUUUGAAACCAUUGUUUUACCAGACUAAUUACGCACCUCAUCAUUUUACUCUACGGUUUGGUAAAAUUCUUCUUAAAUUGCUGUUACAUAAGAGACUUUAGGACCUGAGACGCAUGCUAUCUGGCCCUUUUGCGAAAAGACUGUAAAUCUUUAAAUGAAACUAUCUUGUGCUACUUAUGAAUAAUAAUUAUUCACAGCAGACAUGAUCAGAGUCCACUGUCAAACGUCUCGGCAAACAAUUUGAGUAUGCUGCUCUUAAAAGCCAACCAGAAGAUUGUCGGGCGCUUGUCAAAGACAAAUUUGUGUCAAGGAAGUUUGAAUUUGGAAAAAGUCAAUCAUUCAUUUGCACUUAUUCUGACAAGAUUUUAAAAACACAGAAAUUGAAAUACUGGUGAAUAACGCUUCGAAGAAAAAGAGGAAAAUAGACGACAAUUUAGGAUAUUUUGGUCAGCUCCUUGUGAAUGCGAUAAGAGCAUUCAUUCUUGCAAAGUCAGUGGUGGUAUACCAGAGUGGCGUAAGAAGUCAUGUUUUAGACGGUAUUAUGUUCGUUUACGAGCGUACACGUUCUAAUCGUUGAUCAACGAGGGGCACUGGGGCCUAGAGUGGAUUAAACCUCUUCAACUGACGAAAUAGAUCAUGAAAAUAACAUGAAAAGUUUUUUUAGAGAUAAAAAAGGAAUAACGGAACGUCCCUGAUUAAAGGCUUUCACAAAGAUCACUGCGUGUGUGCGUCAAGUUUUGACACUAGGAAAUGGGGUUUGGUCUCUUACAUAUCUUUAUUCUUUAUGAGGACUCUCCAUUAUUUACCUAGAAGAUAGGAUGAUAUAAAAGAAGGCCUAGUCCUCAUUCAUCCUUGCCACAGCAAAGCUAUAGCUGCCUGUAGGGAGGGGUUUCUGUGUAAAUGCAUAUAGAUAAUGUAGUACCUAAUAAUGCUCGCUAAAUGAAUUAUGCUCAUUACAGUUGCAAAAUUGAAAAUUUGAAAAUGCAAAUUGCAAAUUGACUUUUGGUUUCUGUUCUGUUAUUUUUUUUCUCCCAAAUGUGAUGUCAUUCAAUCGAAAAGUUCAACAUAACUCUAGUACUGUUUUUCUCUCAAAAUAGUCAUUUUUAGUAGAGUGCUCUUAUCAUAAACUGCAUUUAGCACUUAUUUUCUGCUGCGUGGAGAACUUUCAAAACUGUUAAUAAAAUAUUUCAAAAUGUUCCUCUUUGACAGUUUGAGGAUUAAUCCUGAAACGCUGACUGGCACUCAACGAUGGUUAGAAUAUACAUUAGAUAGAUGCUUAAUUAUAUACGUUUGUUCUCUGUAAGUAAAGGUUUUCAGUCACACCUAAAUUACGUUCAUUUAUUAAUAAUAUACUUUACUUCAUUUUUAAAAAUAUAAUUAAAAAAAGCUUCGGCUGUAUUUAUAGAUUAUAGUUCAGGCUUUACUCAAUUUUUUUUUUCACUUUUUGCAACGGCCGCUGUAGACAUAGAAGACAAGCCAAGCGUAUAGGCUUCACAUAUUUUGAGUGCCAAGCUUGCUGUGAUGUUUGAAUAAA
Molecule: messenger RNA, 4939 nt
Organism: Acanthaster planci (crown-of-thorns starfish)
Lineage: Eukaryota; Metazoa; Echinodermata; Asteroidea; Valvatida; Acanthasteridae
Product: sushi domain-containing protein 2-like
Biological process (GO): cell-matrix adhesion
Source: RefSeq, a predicted model, not a curated record